AUGAUAAGAAAAUUCCCAAGCUCUCGGUUUACCUCUUUGCUCUCUGCCGCUAAACCUCUUCGCUCUUUCGCUUGCUCAUCUUCUCCGGCGAGAGAACCACCGCUAUGCGCGUUAUUUUCAGAGGCAAAAUCUUCUCCGACAUCAAAUACUCUCAGUAUUACUCCCAAGACUCCGCUGUUCCUUAGAACGCCGUCGCACGCAGCUCCCUUGUCUGAGGUUUGGAAAUGGCACGACUGGGCGAAAGAUCUGGCCUCCUCCGUAGAGCAUCCUUCGACCGAUCCCGACGAUUCCCUUGACUCUGCCGCUCUCCUCCGUGAGCUAAAAUGGCUGAUCGAAGACUCGAUCAUAGACGAUCAUCCGGUGAUUCACAGAAGGGAAACCCCGAACGAGGGCGAGCAGAGUGUGAAAUUGAGAGCGUCUUUGGAGGAGCUUUACGAUUUAUGGCGUCAGAGGAUCGAGAAGCGGCGGCCGUUUCAGUACGUCGUGGGGUGCGAGCACUGGAGAGACCUGGUGUUGUGCGUCGAGGAAGGUGUUCUAAUUCCGAGACCGGAGACGGAACUAAUCGUCGAUAUGGUGGAGGAGCUGGUGACGGGAGAUGAAUGGUUUAAGAAAGGGAUUUGGGCGGAUCUCGGGACAGGAAGCGGCGCAAUUGCGAUCGGCGUUGCUAAAGUCUUGGCAAGCCCUGGGAAAGUUAUAGCCACAGAUCUCAGUCCGGUGGCGAUCGCCGUCGCCGGGAACAAUGUUCGGAGAUACGGCCUUGAGGGGAUGAUUGAGGUGAGAGAAGGAUCUUGGUUUGAGCCAUUGAAAGAUGUUGAAGGAAAACUUGUGGGGCUAGUAAGUAAUCCACCGUAUAUACCAAGUGGUGACAUUGAAGGCCUACAAGCUGAAGUUGGUAGACACGAACCGAAACUUGCAUUGGAUGGUGGCAUCGAUGGGACUGAUUGUCUUCUCCAUCUCUGUCACGGGGCUUCUCGGAUGCUUAAACGCGGUGGCUUUUUCGUUUUCGAGACUAAUGGAGAUAAGCAAAGCAAGAUGAUGGUAGAUUACAUGAGCAAUGAUCUCAAGGACACUUUCUCUGAUUUGAAGAUGAUUUCUGAUUUUGCUGGAAUCCAUCGGUUCGUGACUGGCUUUCGUCUCUGA
Thlaspi arvense is the source of this 1140-nucleotide messenger RNA. NCBI's taxonomy places the organism in Eukaryota, Viridiplantae, Streptophyta, Magnoliopsida, Brassicales, Brassicaceae. The record is from the annotation of a GenBank genome assembly.